CACCGAAGUAUAUAAAGUCGUUGCACACGGCUCGUGUGGGGUUGCUCUUCACUCGUUUGCCCGCAGCAUUCAGAACCUCAAAUCUUUGAGUUCCGCAAGACUCGACGAGCUUUCAUCAUGGCCCUCCCUCCCAAGUGGUACCAGUUCCUUGUAGGCCUGUUCGCCUCCCUCGGUUCCCUGCUCUUCGGUUACGAUCUGGGUGUCAUUGCCCAAGUCAUUGCCUCGCAGAGCUUCAACAGCAAGUUCAAGCCAAACGACAAUGAAAUCGGAGCCGUUGUGUCCGUCUUCACGGGCGGUGCCUUUUUCGGUGCUGGCGCGGCCGGCCCAAUGGGUGACAAGUUGGGACGGCGAAUGACCAUCAUGAUCGGCGCCAUUGUCUUCUGUCUGGGCGGCGCUCUCCAGACCGGUGCUCAGGGCCUCUCAUACCUCUACGCUGGACGUGCUAUUGCUGGCCUGGGUGUUGGUAUCCUCGUCAUGAUCAUCCCGCUGUACCAAGCCGAACUGGCUCACCCUAGCAUUCGAGGCCGUGUCACCGCUCUGCAGCAGUUCAUGUUGGGUGUCGGUGCUCUUGCUGCCUCUUGGAUCUCCUACGGUACCUAUGUUGGCUUCGCCCCUACCAACAGCGGCCAAUGGCGCACCAGUCUUGGUAUCCAAGUCAUCCCUGCCGUCAUUCUCGCCGCCCUUAUCAUGAUCUUCCCGGAAUCUCCGCGUUGGUUGAUCGACCACGGAAAGGUCGAGCAAGGUCUUCAUAACCUCGCCAAGUUGCAUUCUCACGGCGAUGAGACCGAUCCUUGGGUCCAGGCCGAGUUCCAGCAAAUUCAGGACGCCAUCACGUUCGAUCGUGAGCAUGAGGCCAAGUCCUAUGCCGAGCUUUUCAAAGACAGGUCUUGCUUCCGCCGCCUCUUUCUGGCCUGCGCUAUCCAGGGUUCUAUUCAGAUGACUGGUGUAUCUGCGAUUCAGUACUACUCUGUGACAAUCUACGGCAAGAUGGGCAUCAAGGGAGACGAGACACUGAAGUACCAGGCUAUCUCGUCCAUCAUUGCCCUCAUCGCUCAAGCCCUCUGCAUUCUCUUGAUCGACAAGUUCGGACGUCGCUGGCCACUCAUCCUCGGCAACAUUGGAAACAUGAUCACCUUCAUCAUUGCUACCAUUUUGUUGGCCAAGUUCCCCCCUGGAACAAGUCAUAACACGGCCGCUGCUUGGGGUUUCAUUGCCAUCACCUGGGUGUACAAUUUCAGCUUCAGCGCAACCUGCGGACCUUUGUCUUGGAUUAUCCCUGCCGAGAUCUUCGAUACCAAGACCCGUUCCAAGGGUGUCUCGAUCGCUACCAUGGUAUCUUUCGCCUUCAACACCAUGAUUGGACAGGUCACCAAGCCAGCCAUGGAGCAGGUUGGAUACCGAUACUAUCUCCUGUUUGUCAUUUGCAACUUGACAAACGCCAUCUUCUUCUACUGCUUCCUUCCCGAGACCGCCAGGCGUCCGCUUGAGGAGAUGAACCACCUCUUCACCAACGCACCGAUUUUCGUACCAGGCAUGGACAAGCGCGAUUGGGCCCCGGGUGUCGAUCUCGAGCGCCGUGUCGAGGAGGUCGCUGCUAAGCAAGGCUCCAUCUCCCAUCACCAGGAGGAGGUUAAGUACUAGUUCAGAGUCGCGCAAGCUAGAUUCUCUAGGAUCUCUGCUUCACAGCUAGAUCUGAACGACUAGUCCGUGUACGAAUGAACAAGUAGUCAAUGUAGUUUGUUGGAAGAUAAUUUAUCAAUUGCCCCGUAAG
This is a messenger RNA of Cucurbitaria berberidis CBS 394.84, 1771 nucleotides long. RefSeq names its product general substrate transporter. NCBI's taxonomy places the organism in Eukaryota, Fungi, Ascomycota, Dothideomycetes, Pleosporales, Cucurbitariaceae. The transcript has 4 exons. Gene Ontology annotation, biological process: carbohydrate transport; transmembrane transport. Gene Ontology annotation, molecular function: carbohydrate:proton symporter activity. The record is from RefSeq and is a predicted model, not a curated record. Gene Ontology annotation, cellular component: membrane. The coding region runs from base 118 to 1641 and encodes 507 amino acids.